AUGGAGACGCGCAUCGUCCGGAUCCCGGGUGGGAACCUGCUGGGCCGCACGGCAGGAGGAGAUGACGAGAAAUCAUCGAUGGAGCGCUGGGACGUAGAGCGGGCCACCUCAGGCUCGGAGAGCAGCGAGGAAGCCCUCCGGCGGCUGGGCGAAGCAGCCUACCAUCUACGGACCAGCGACACGCCCGUCGGGUUCCCCACGGAGACGGUCUACGGUCUCGGAGCGGAUGCCACGCGGAGCGGUGCGGUCAGGGGCAUAUACGCGGCCAAGGGCCGACCGUCGGACAACCCUCUCAUCAUCCACGUUUCCGACCUCGAGAUGCUACGAGCCGUCAUGCAGCAGCCCGGCUCCGAGAGCAGGGACGGCGAUGACGAUCCGAUCCCGCUGCGAUACAAGGCCCUGAUCGACCGCUUCUGGCCGGGUCCGCUGACGAUCCUGCUUCCCAACGCGGAUCCGUCCAAGCUGGCGCCCGAGGUCACCGCCGGCCUGCCGACGUUCGGCGUCAGGAUGCCGUCCACGCCUCUGGCCCGCACCCUCAUCAAGCUUGCCGGCGUGCCGCUGGCGGCGCCCUCGGCGAACGCCUCGACCAAGCCCUCACCCACGACGGCCCAGCACGUCAAGCACGAUCUCGACGGGCGCAUAGAGCUCAUCCUCGACGGCGGGGCGUGCUCCGUCGGCGUCGAGAGCACCGUCGUCGACGGCCUGUGCGACCCCCCCGCCGUCCUGCGUCCCGGCGGCGUCGGCAUAGACGACAUCAGGAGCUGCCCCGGCUGGGAGGGCGUCGUCAAGGCGUACAGGGAUCACGCCGACGAGGGAAAGUCGGCUCCCCGAGCGCCCGGGAUGAAGUACAAGCACUACAGCCCCAGGGCCAGGGUUGUCCUGUACGAGGCGUCGCUGGCAGGCGAGGGGCUCGCGCCGGCAGACACCGAGAUGGCGUGCGCCGUGGAGGGCUCCGCAGGGCAGCAGCAGCAGCAGCAGCAGCAGCAGGGACCGCCGUCGCGCAAGAUUGGCGUCAUCCGCACGCAGCGCUGGAAGACGGCCGCUGCCGGUCUGCCGACUGACGGGGACCUCCGCACCGCGGCCGAUGAUGCGACUGGGCAGCAGCAGCAGCAGCAGCAAGACGGCGAUGAGGCGCAGCCGGAAACGCCGUACAGCACCCUUCUGGAGGGACGCCUCGUCGACGGCAAGGGCCAGGCGAUAGGGUAUGUCAUGGAUAUCGACCUGGGCAAGGACACGAAGGGGAUAGCGCAGGGGCUCUUCUCCGCACUCAGGGAGCUCGACCUACGGGGCGCGGACCUCAUAUUCGUGGACGGCAUAGAGGAUGAGAUGGAUAUUGCUGCGGCCGUCAUGAACCGUCUGCGCAAGGCGGCAUCCGAGAUUCGGAGGUGA
Molecule: messenger RNA, 1389 nt
Organism: Geosmithia morbida
Lineage: Eukaryota; Fungi; Ascomycota; Sordariomycetes; Hypocreales; Bionectriaceae
Product: L-threonylcarbamoyladenylate synthase
Exons: 1
Coding region: 1-1389 (462 amino acids)
Biological process (GO): regulation of translational fidelity
Cellular component (GO): cytoplasm
Molecular function (GO): double-stranded RNA binding; nucleotidyltransferase activity; tRNA binding
Source: RefSeq, a predicted model, not a curated record